UCAAGAUCAUAGGCGGGAUGCAUCCCCCGCAGUCGCCCCUUGGCGCCGUGCCUGGCUUCGCGCGCGCGCGCCCCCAGGGGGUCGGCUUUGCCCAUUGGCCGCUGGCCAUGAACCGCAUGAGAUGCGGCGAGCGCCACGCGGGCCCGAGGGCGUGGACGAGACGCAGACCAGGGGCACACAUGCCGACGAGUCCGCCCGAUGCGGCCCUGAACCACUUGGCAUGCGCGGCCAGGAAAAAGCAGAAGGUCCACUGCAAAGACGUCGCGUUGCUGGCGAGGGCGGUGUUAGCAGCCUCGGACGCGGCGGAGGACGAUCACGUGACGGCGAACGGAGCUGACGUGCAGCCCUACGCUCAGGAACCCAGCAGCCGACGGCCAUGUUUCCAGCAACGCCUGACGGAGUGCAAAUACGUUGUCGUCGAGGUCCAAGAACGGGACCACUUCGACAGGUGCUACCACCAGCGCGACCAACAGUCAGACCACUGCGACAACCUCUACGGCGUCGGCGGUUUCCACCAGCAUUAUUAGUACGCCAUAGCGACCACCAGUAAGUGGUCGACGACCGCAACUACGACCACGAUUCGCAGCCAGGGCAGCGAGGGCCACUUGCGGAUCUACGAGGACGACGUUUUGAUGCACGAGGGCCACAACCUGAGCCUCAGCAAGCAGAGCUCCGACGGCCACUACCUGAGCUGAGCUACCAGAGCCCCCAGCGGAGCUCUGAGGGACACAAGCCGAACUACGACGGCAACAGGCAGAGUUCCAAGAGCCACGCCCAGGGCUACGAGGGCCACUGCAGGCUGAUCUACCAGGAGCAGCUGCUGAGCUGAGAGACCCACCGCCAGAGCACCCUGCUGAACUAUGGGGGCAACGAGCUGAGCUCAACAAGCUGAGCUCCGAGGGCCACAAUCAGAGCAACGAGAACCACGAGCUAAGCUACGAGGGCCACCUGCUGAACUACGAGGACCACCUGCAGUUAUCCGAAGGCCACAACCUGGGCUCAUAACUGUUGUACGAGGGCCGCAAGCUGCGCUACGACGGCCAGAAACAGAGCUACGAUAACUACCUGCGAAGCUACGAGGGCCGCAGGCUGAGCAACGAGAGCCACUGGAAGAACUACGAGGGCAACGGUCUGAGCUGCGAGGGCCACGAGUUGAGCUACGAGAACCACGAGCAGGGUUACGAGGACCACCAGGUCAACUACCACGGGGACCUGCUGAACUAUGGGGGCCGCAUCUGAGCUGCCAGGGCCACCGGUACCAGGGAGCUGCGAUGUCUACGAGGGCCACCAGCUGCGCGCCGUGACGAUAUGUAUCGUCAGCUCUAGCAGGAGAUGGCAGUCCGGAUCAUCGGCUUCAAGGCGGACGAGUGCCAUAACGGCCUCGUGGGUACCUCGGGCGCGACGGACGGCGCCUCAGGGCGCUGGGCAUUCCGAUCCGGAACGGGUAACCGACGGAGGUCGUUAGUGUUGCGCCCCUCCCCUCGG
Prorocentrum cordatum is the source of this 1485-nucleotide messenger RNA. The record is from the annotation of a GenBank genome assembly. Lineage: Eukaryota; Dinophyceae; Prorocentrales; Prorocentraceae.